UUCUUUGCGCUUGCGCAUCUCAAUGCCGAGCGCCCCGACGGCCCAAAACCCCGUCGCUGGUCUUCCUCCUCCAGCGAGCGCCGCCACCCCGUCCCGCUGCCGAGCGCCCCAGCCCCCUGGCUCCCUCGCUCGUCUUCCUCCUCGUGCGAGCGCAUCCACCGCAGGAUUUUUGGAGCAUGAAAUAAGAUGCUCCUCAAAAGCAAAUUCAAGCUGGCCACGGCUGUCGGCAUCGUGUUGUCGAUUCUGUCGCUGCUGGUGCACCUUUUUCUUGCAAACUAUUCUGCUGGCGGGAUCACAAACCCUAGCGUGCUUAAGGAUCAUGUCCUUCCAUUUGGAUCGAGACCCCGACCCCGUAGAUUGUGGGGACCAUUGAGUACACUCGAUCACCUACACCCCUAUGCAGAACCUAGAAAAGUCUACCCUGCUCCAGCUAUGCAGAAUGGUUUUAUUUAUGCAAAGAUUUAUGGUGGCUUUGAGAAGAUACAGUCUUCAAUCUGUGAUCUUGUCGCCGUUGCCAGGCUCUUAAAUGCCACUCUUGUCAUUCCUGAAAUACAAGCGACAACUCGUGCAAAGGGCAUCAGCUCAAAAUUUAAAAGUUUUUCAUACCUCUAUCAUGAAGAGCACUUCAUUGCUGCACUUUCCAACGAUGUGCCUAUUGUGCGGGGUUUGCCAAAGGAUCUCAGAGAAGCUAGAAAAAAGAUAAAAUUUCCCACAGUAUCUCCUAAGAAUACAGCGACUUCAGAAUAUUACACCACAGAAGUCUUGCCCAGGCUUGCCAAAUCAAAAGUCAUUGGGAUAAUCAUUAAUGGAGGUAAAUGUCUCCAGUCAAUCCUUCCUGCAAGCUUGGAGGAACUUCAAAGACUUAGGUGCAGGGUAGCUUUCCAUGCUCUCAAGUUCCGUCCAGAAAUUCAGUCUCUUGGGAGCCAAAUUGUAGAAAGGCUGCGAGCAUCUGGUCGUCCUUAUCUAGCAUAUCACCCAGGAUUGCUAAGAGAUACUCUUGCUUUUCAUGGCUGUGCAGAACUUUUCCAGGACAUCCAUACAGAACUUAUUCAAUAUAGAAGGAAUCAGAUGAUCAAGCGAGGAACUGUAAAGGAACAGCUCUCAGUUGAUUCAGUGUCCAUGAAGAUAAAUGGUUCAUGUCCACUCAUGCCAGAGGAGGUUGGACUUCUACUCCAAGCAUUAGGUUAUCCAUCAACUACAAUAAUAUACUUGGCUGGAUCUGAGACCUUUGGUGGGCAAAGAGUACUUAUUCCUCUACGAGCUAUGUAUGCCAAUUUAGUUGAUCGCACUUCCUUAUGUACUCGGAGGGAGCUAUCAGAUUUAGUUGGCCCAGAGGCUCCUCUCUCCUCAGAUACACCACAUCCUCCAUCUCCCAAGAGCGAGAAGGAACUCAUUGAAGAAUGGAAGAAAGCAGGGCCACGCCCAAGGCCACUCCCUCCACCUCCUGCAAGACCAUUUUAUGCUCAUGAGAAGGAAGGGUGGUAUGGGUGGAUUGGUGAGAAUGAUACAGAACCUGACCCAUCACCCAUUGAAUUUAGGAGGCAAGCGCACCGGUUGCUCUGGGACGCGCUUGAUUAUUUUGUUUCUGUUCAAGCUGACGCAUUCUUUCCUGGCUUUCACAAUGAUGGGAGUGGUUGGCCAGACUACUCAAGUUUGGUAAUGGGGCACCGGUUGUACCAAAACUCCUCUGGUAUAACCUAUAGGCCUGACAGAAGGACUGUUGUGGGACUGUUUCAAAAUGUCAGCGAUCAUCUUUAUCACCCGCCACGGAAUUGGACAUUGGCUGCACGUCAGCAUCUGAAUAAUAGUGCAGGCAUAGAUGGCAUCAUAAUGUCGGCUAUGAUGUCAAAACCUGCAUCUUUUCUUGCACACCCGUUACCAGAGUGCUCUUGCAGAACGGCGAAGUCACCUGCCAUUCAAUCAGUGAAAGAUAAGCACGGCGAGCUCCUAUUUGGUGGUGAAGAAGAGUGCCCUGAUUUGAUCGUUCGCAGCCUAGCCAAGGUAGCCACCAAGAAUAACGAACCUCAAAAUGAGGAUUACGAGGGUGAGUUGCUGGAAGAUGACUCCAGCCAAGGCAUGCAGGAGUCAGAUAGAAGCGACACGAAUAAAUCCUCGGAGCAAGACGAGGAGAUGGAUCCAGAUGAUUAAAAGAGAUGUGGAGCAUGAAGCUACAUCAUACCCACCAUCCGCUGUGAGCUCCAGAUUAUUCAGGCAGUUACCAGCUCCAGUUUACUCGAGCUGUAGCAGCAUACAUUGCAGGGACCUACUGGGCCAGCGGACAGUCGCUUACAGCAACACAUCUUGGAAGCAUCCGAGCACGCACAAUAGGACUCUCGUCGACCUUGAUUGCUUGCCUGGAUUAUCUCUGGUAUAUGACCUCGACACAGAACUAACAGUUGAUUCUUCUCUCUGUGUUCCUUUUUUGUUGCGCAUUUUUUGUGGGCGCACCCUGAAGAAAUCGUUGCUGUACAAAUGUCUAUCGAUGAGGAAGGAUACAUUAAAUUUUUGGUGAGCUUGAUAUAAGCAUCACGAGGGAACUCAACGUUGUGCUACUGCAAAGGACAAUAUGUUGCUCUCUAACAGCUGGGUGUUAAAUUUUCUAUAUGCAUACGAGCUUAUUAAGUACUACGGAGUACCCCGUCCGAUCCUAAAUUCUUGUCCUGGUUUUGUUUAAAUUUGAACUGAAACCACGACAAGAAUUUAGGAUCGGAGGGAGUAGUUUUUUUCAGGUUGCAUUGCCAUGUUAUUGUCUCUCCAUUUCACAAUAUUUUCUCCUGAACAAAGUUAAAUUUAUGUUU
Brachypodium distachyon (stiff brome) is the source of this 2798-nucleotide messenger RNA. RefSeq names its product protein EMBRYO SAC DEVELOPMENT ARREST 30. Lineage: Eukaryota; Viridiplantae; Streptophyta; Magnoliopsida; Poales; Poaceae. Bases 187 to 2148 code for a protein of 653 amino acids. Gene Ontology annotation, cellular component: cytoplasm; Golgi apparatus. The record is from RefSeq and is a predicted model, not a curated record. The transcript has 11 exons.